Messenger RNA from Rhincodon typus (whale shark), 1572 nucleotides. It is a transcript of the gene scpep1, whose product is annotated as serine carboxypeptidase 1. The transcript has 13 exons. The coding region runs from base 24 to 1367 and encodes 447 amino acids. Lineage: Eukaryota; Metazoa; Chordata; Chondrichthyes; Orectolobiformes; Rhincodontidae. Gene Ontology annotation, molecular function: serine-type carboxypeptidase activity. The record is from RefSeq and is a predicted model, not a curated record. Gene Ontology annotation, biological process: proteolysis.
GGAAAGGGCGUGGUCUGGGUCACAUGAUCUCCAGCAUGGGGAGGCUCGGAGCGGCGGUGCUGCUGUUGUUGGGAUCCGCUGUGGCAGCUGGCAGUGCCCCAGAGCCUGGGAAAGAGGCUUGGGGAUAUGUCUCCAUCCGUCAGGAUGCUAACAUGUUCUGGUGGCUUUACUACGCAAACAGUCCAACUGAAAACUUCACCGCCUUGCCUCUCGUUAUGUGGCUACAGGGUGGCCCAGGAGCCUCUGGCUGUGGAUUUGGAAACUUUAAAGAAAUUGGCCCCCUCAACACCGAUUUGAAUCCCAGGAACAACUCGUGGGUGACAGCUGCCAGUUUGCUGUUUGUAGAUAAUCCCGUGGGUACUGGGUACAGUUACACCACUGAUGCUAAAGCAUUCGCCAAAGACCUCUCCAUGAUUGUAACAGACAUGAUGGUUCUGCUGAAGGAAUUCUUCAACAUGAAGCCAGAAUUCCAGAACAUUCCAUUCUACAUUUUCGCUGAAUCCUAUGGUGGUAAAAUGGCAGCUGGUAUUUCUCUGGAGUUGAUUAAGGCAGUCCAGCUCAAUCAAAUCAAGUGUCGUUUCGCUGGUGUGGCUUUAGGAGAUUCCUGGAUCUCACCUCUGGAUUCCGUCCUGUCGUGGGGGCCCUACCUGUACAGCAUUUCUCUGCUUGAUGACCAGGGGUUGGCUGAGGUCAAUUCUUAUGCUGAGAGAGUGCAGGCAGCGAUUGAAGCUGGCGAUUUUCAGCACGCGACUGAACUCUGGUCUGUAACAGAGAGAGUUGUUGAGCAAAAUACAGAUGGAGUGAACUUUUACAACAUAAUGACCAAACAGACAGACUCCAACUCUCCUCAAAUCGUGCCACUGAUGAGGAACUCCCAACUAGUCAGUCUUUACAAUCGCCACAUCGUCCCCCUGCAAAGUACCAGCCUAGACUGGCUGAUGAAUGGGCCUAUCAGAAAGAAGCUGAAAAUCAUCCCAGACUUUGUGAAGUGGGGAGGUCAGUCUAAUGAAGUUUUCUCCAAUAUGGAAGGCGAUUUCAUGAGGCCAGUAAUCGACAUCAUUGAUAAGCUGCUUCUUGCCGAUGUGAAUGUCACAGUUUAUAAUGGACAACUUGACCUGAUUGUGGACACCCUAGGGCAGGAAAUGUGGGUGAAGAAGCUGAAAUGGCCAGGCCUUUCUCCAUUCUCCAGGCUGCGAUGGAAACCUGUGUACACUCCAUCCAAACCCUCCGAUACUGCUGCAUUCUAUAAACAAUACCAGAACUUUGCCUUCUUCUGGAUCCUAAAAGCUGGUCAUAUGAUUCCAUCCGACCAGGGAGAGAUGGCACUGAAACUGUUACGGAUGGUGACAGGACAGGUGAAGCCAUAAGAAUGCUGUUCAAAUCAAUGAUUAGCUUGUGGUAUUAACCCACAAGAUUUCAGGUUGGAAUUACUCAGGUAGAGAAGGCCAUUCAGUGAAGAAUGUCCCAGAUAAUGGCACCUUGCUAAAACCCACUAUUGUUGCUCCUGGUGCACAGAGCAGGAAUGUAAUCGCUGUCAGAAUCAUCUUUUCUCGAUUAAAAUGAACUCUGAUA